This is a messenger RNA of Trichobilharzia regenti, 2835 nucleotides long. The record is from the annotation of a GenBank genome assembly. Lineage: Eukaryota; Metazoa; Platyhelminthes; Trematoda; Strigeidida; Schistosomatidae.
AUGGGAAGUUCUAAUUGCUUGCAAACGUCGAGUAUAUGCGUGUUCUUCGCAGUUGAGUUGCUGAUAUAUUUCAUAAAACCUUUGAAUGCAGAGAAGUUAGUAAAUGGAACUUGCCCAUCUAAACAAAGGACAUUUUGCUAUGAUGGCAUUAUUGUUCCAAUGUGGAGACCAUCAACUGGUAUUACUGCUGGAGAUAAGGCUGCUAGGGCCAUAGUUUAUUUCGCAGCAUUAAUGUAUUUAUUCCUGGGUGUGUCAAUUAUUGCCGACCGUUUUAUGGCUGCGAUUGAAGUAAUUACUUCCCAAGAAAAAGAAGUCACAAUUCGGAAAAAGAAUGGCGAAACACAGACGGUAUCCGUUCGUAUCUGGAAUGAAACAGUCUCCAAUUUAACUUUGAUGGCACUUGGGUCUUCUGCACCUGAGAUAUUGUUGUCUGUAAUAGAAAUAAUUGGAAAGAAUUUUGAAGCUGGAGAUUUGGGGCCUGGAACAAUUGUUGGCUCUGCUGCAUUUAAUUUAUUCGUUAUCAUCGGUGUUUGUGUGUUGGUUGUUCCUGAUGGCGAGAUUCGUAGAAUAAAACAUUUAAGUGUCUUUUUCAUCACGGCUUCAUGGAGUGUAUUCGCUUAUCUUUGGAUGUAUCUCAUUAUUGCAGUUUUUACUCCGGGCUCUGUCGAGGUUUGGGAAGCGCUGCUUACUUUCAUUUUCUUCCCAGUCAUUGUUAUUUGUGCAUAUAUUGCGGACACUAAGAUUUUCUUCAAAAAGUUUUUGAGAAAAAAAUAUCGUGCUACUGCUUUGAUGAAAGCGGCUAAUGGUGAUUUGGAGUUAGCUAAUCAUACUGAAGAAGUAACUUAUACACCCGAGCAGACAGACGUGCUCCUUGAGGAGUCAGAAUUUGAUCGACAUAGAAUGGACUAUGUUGAGGCAAUUAAAGAAAUCAGGAAAAGAAAUCCAAAUAUUGGAAUGAAGGAGUUAGAAGAAUUGGCUCAAAUAGAAGUAUUAAAUAAGGGUCCGAAAUCUAGAGCUUAUUACCGAAUGCAAGCCACACGUCAGUUGACAGGUAGUGGUAAUGUUAUUAAGAAGGCUAAAGUUGAACGCAGAAUGUCUUUUGAUGAUUCCCACACGACAACUGAGGCUUACCCUCCACAUGUCCAGCGGUUCUUUUUCAAUCCGGGGCAUUAUACUGUGAUGGAAAAUGUUGGGACUUUUCCAGUUACAGUUACUCGUGUAGGUGGAGAUAUGCAUGCCGUUGUUUCCGUGGAGUACUUUACUCUUGACGGAACUGCUGUUGCAGGUGAAGAUUAUGAGCCAGCCAAAGGAAUUCUGUUGUUUGCAUCAGGAGAGACGCACAAACAAAUAAUGAUCUCAAUAAUAGAUGAUGAUAUCUUUGAAGAAGAUGAACAUUUCACUGUUCACCUGAGAAACCUAGAAGUAAAGGAUUCCCGAAAUCGAGUGGAACCAAUUUUAAUUGAUCCUAUGGUUGCGACAGUUAUGGUUUUGGAUGAUGAUCAUUCUGGAGUCUUUCAGUUUGAUGUUAAUGAAGUUACUGUCAGCGAGUCGUGUGAAUUUGCUGAAGCUAAAGUGCAACGCGUUUCCGGUUGCCGUGGAAUUGUUCGUCUUCCAUAUCAAACUGUUGAAGGUACAGCCAAAGGGGGAGGGAAGGAUUUCGAAGAUGCUGUUGGAUAUAUAGAAUUUCAGAACGAUCAGACUGAAGGUACAAUUCGAAUUCGGGUCGUCGAUGAUAAUAAUUACGAGAAGUCAGAAUACUUUUAUGUACAACUUGGAGAACCAAUCCUUGUGGACAAAGAUGCUGUAGCAGUACGACGAUGCAUGGAUAAAUUUCGUCGAGCACGUGAAUCAAUCAAAGCAAUUAUUGACUGGGAAACAGCACCAAGUAGUCUGUUCUCACGGUUUACUCAACGUUCAGAUAGUUUAGCCAGUAAUGUAAAGCGUCAUUCCCUUGCGCCUCACAAUAAGGAUGAGACUCCUAAUCUGUUAAAUCCACGUAAAUCACUUGGCUUAGUAGAAACUGGGAAACCGAGACUAGGACAACAAACAAGAAUCAAGAUUACAAUAACAGAGAGUACUGAAUUUAAGCACACAGUUGAUCGAUUAGUUAAACAAGGUAAAUGGUCACUAGUGGUUGGUACAUCGUCUUGGAAGGAACAAUUCAUUGAGGCGAUCACUGUCAGUGCUGGUGGUGAAGCUGAAGGCGAAGAAGAAGAAAAAUUACCCACGUGUAUGGAUUAUGUGAUGCACUUUCUAACAGUUUUCUGGAAAGUUCUCUUCGCAUUUGUCCCACCAACAGACUAUGGUGGUGGUUGGUUUUGCUUUACUGUUUGCAUAUUAGUCAUUGGUGUGUUAACAGCAGUCAUAGGAGAUAUAGCAUCUUCAUUCGGCUGUUGCGUUGGACUGACUGACGCUGUGACCGCGAUUACAUUUGUUGCACUUGGUACUAGUUUACCAGACACAUUCGCAAGUAAAGUUGCUGCUGUCGGUGAUCAGUAUGCCGAUUCAUCUAUUGGUAAUGUAACAGGUAGUAAUGCCGUCAAUGUAUUCUUGGGUAUCGGCUUAGGCUGGAGCAUAGCAGCUAUCUAUCAUGCUAUAAAAGGAACUCAAUUUCUAGUUCAACCAGGAUCAUUAGGUUUCUCUGUAACAAUAUUUUGUAUAUUCGCGUUAGCUGCUAUCGCGUUAAUAUUAUUUCGGCGUAAAAAAUCAAUCGGUGGUGAACUGGGUGGUCCGAAAGUAGCUAAAUACCUUUCAGCUACAUUUUUAUUCUUUUUAUGGUUCGUUUACAUUCUAUUGGCUGGUCUGGAAAACUAUUGUAUCAUUGAAGGCUUCUAA